Branchiostoma floridae (Florida lancelet) is the source of this 637-nucleotide messenger RNA. Its product is annotated as NADH dehydrogenase [ubiquinone] 1 alpha subcomplex assembly factor 3-like. Gene Ontology annotation, cellular component: mitochondrial inner membrane. The record is from RefSeq and is a predicted model, not a curated record. The coding region runs from base 51 to 590 and encodes 179 amino acids. Gene Ontology annotation, biological process: mitochondrial respiratory chain complex I assembly. The transcript has 5 exons. NCBI's taxonomy places the organism in Eukaryota, Metazoa, Chordata, Leptocardii, Amphioxiformes, Branchiostomatidae.
CCUGGCGAUAUUUCUCCAAAGUGUCAAAGGUCACGUAAACAGCAAGGAAGAUGGCGGCACCCGGCAUGUUAGCAAGAGCGACGUGCAGCGCGUUUGGAAGGUUACGGCCGGUUUUCAGACAGCCAAGAAGGUGGCACCGACUGACACCCACAGACGAUGAGCUGUACGUCCGCACCACUAUCAGUCUCCUUGAGAAACAGAACCCACAGGACAUGUUCAUCAGUAACUACAGCGAGCGGGGCUUCACCAUCAGGGGAGACAAGGUGCUGGGGCCGGUCGCCAUCGUUCCUCGCUCCAUAUUAAGCUGGGACGUUGCUGGUCCUGAAGACAUCAACAAAGAAAGUUUAGCUCUCUUCUACAUAUUUGAACCCAAAAUAGAGAUCGUAGUCCUGGGUGUUGGCAAUGAACACAUAAAGCUGGACCCAGAAUUACACAAGUUCAUGAGACAAAAAGGCAUCGCGCUGGAGGUCCAGGACACAGCCCAUGCCUGCGCUACAUUUAACUACCUGGUGAGUGAGGGGAGAGUAGCAGGAGCUGCACUGAUCCCUCCCACGGGCGGAGUCAAGGAAGGACUCCUGGUGCAGCGGUAGCAGGAACUGCACUGCAGAUGUUGUUUGCAUAGUUACUUAGAAAGGCU